GCGGUUGCUCAAAUGAAUUAAUGAUAUAUCGCGCAAAUGUCACGAGAACGAAUGAUCGGACGGUGACAGUAUGGUUGUUUUCUCAAAAAUACUACAUCCUUUUACCACUACGCUUUCGUGCCACGAGUUAGCGCAUACCUGGACUCCAUCAUGCUCUUCUGCGGCUGCAGGAAUCUUUCGUUCGUGUUUUGUGGAAUCCUUAAAAAUAUAUGGUCUCCUUUACAUGAUUGGUGGUAUUUUGAGGAAAGCCGGUAUAAAGUACUUUAAAUACAAGUAUCUACUGGAUGUAAUCAGGUCAUCCUGUUUUCUGGCUGUCAAUGGUGGAGGACUGGUGGUUUAUGUCUGCUUGGUUAGGAGGCUCCUUGGAUCUUUCAGUUAUCUGUCAACUGUGUUUCUUCCUGGAUUUCUAGCAUCUCUAAAUGCCAUUCUAGUUGAGAAAAAAAGCAGAAGAGGCACCCUUGCAUUAUACAUGACAAAUUUGGGUGUUGAAACAACUUACAACAUGCUAAAGGAGAGAGGUCUUAUUCAUGCUGUUCCUAAAGGAGAGAUUCUGUUGUUCAGUAUAGCAACAGCCAUUAUGAUGUAUCUUUAUAGGAGGAAGGGGGGUCUUACAGAUGGUGUUUUGAAUUCUUUAGUAAGGUUUUUUUUGGGUCCAAAUGAUCAGAGCCACUGUCAAGAAGUAAACAGUUUGGAAGCAAGUCUUUCAAUUAACAUUCAACAAAGUCAGAUGGAGCAAAAGUGGUUACAACCAACACUAAAGGCCUUUAGUACUGGUUACAUUGUGCAACUGGUACCCAUGCUUCUUGGACAAAUUAAACAUGUAUUUAAAAGACCAGGAAAGCUGUUGAGAGUGUUUUACAAUGAAGACUGUCUUAGAUGUGGUGUAUUUCUGGGAAGUUUUGUUGCAAUUUUCAAGAUUGUUGAGUGGGUAUUAGAACUCUUGAGAAAUAAAAGAGAUGAGGUGAAUGGUUUAUUAGCAGGUGGAGCAGCUGGUCUGUCCAUGAUAUUUUACAGAAAUUCAAGUAUAGCGUUGUAUCUAGCUUCUAAAAUUUCCGAGGUUUUGUACAAGCAUGGUAUUUCAGCUGGGAUUCUUCCUUCCAUUCCUUAUGCAGAGAUCUUAGCGUAUUCUUUCUCAACUGCACUCCUCUUUCACGCGUGUACGUGGGAAGUUCACAGUGUGCGGCCAUCCUACUGGCGGUAUCUGAAUGUUGUGACGGCCAAGAGGUUUUGUGAAUUAAACAGAGCGAAAGUGGAUGAGAUAUUUGGUACAGAAAGCAGUAGGUUAUUUCCGAAGGAUGAUUUGUACAAGUCUUUAACGAGAAUGUAGUGAUAAUUAGUUGGGAAAAUAAGGAAUUGAAUGCUUAAUUAACAAUUGGCCUGUUUGUUAAUAGAUAUUGUUAACAUGAAAUAUUUAAAUAUUCCAACAUAUAGCAUUUAAAAGUAAGAGUGUAACAAUAUUUCUUUUGGUCUAUUUUGAAAGCAUAUAAUUGUGGAUAAAUUCAAUAUAACUUGUAACCAAUUAGAAAGGCUUUUUUCAACCACGUAAAGCUGACACGUGGUUUGCAAGAUGGCGCUGGCCAGAAUGGAAUUUUAAAAUUGUGCAAUCCGAUUGGUCAAUUCAGUAAUCUAGUGGGUGACAUGCAGCUUACUGAUUGGUUAAUUGCUCUGUCCAUCUUAGGUUCCUAUACAGGUUUUUUUCAUAGGCUGCACUUUAGGCACGAAAAUAUUUUUCUUUGGUAUAAUUUUUAUAUGAAAAAUUCUUAUAUUGAGAUAGAAGAAAAGAGGGUAAGAAAAAAUAAAAGACACUUAUUCAAAUUGUAGUUUAGACAAUUUCCAAUGAAAUGCAUCUUUUUUUUCCGCUACUCUUGUAGCUGCGUGUGUUACUGCUAACAGUUUAUGUUAUACUUUAUAACAUUACCUGUCUUUUGUCAAGACAAGAACUCAAGAUGCUUAAGUAUUCUAGGCAACCAAAAGUUCCAAGUCCUCCAAUCAUUUCAUAUCAGACAUUAAUUAACCAAGAUAAAAAUCACACAAAUUCUUUAAUUCUGAACACUUCUCGUUCGUUGUAAAUGUUAGUUUCAGAGGUUGUAGUAAACCAAGUAAAGCAUCAUCAGUCAA
Messenger RNA from Stylophora pistillata, 2118 nucleotides. Its product is annotated as transmembrane protein 135. NCBI's taxonomy places the organism in Eukaryota, Metazoa, Cnidaria, Anthozoa, Scleractinia, Pocilloporidae. The record is from RefSeq and is a predicted model, not a curated record.